Molecule: messenger RNA, 1141 nt
Organism: Salvelinus sp. IW2-2015
Lineage: Eukaryota; Metazoa; Chordata; Actinopteri; Salmoniformes; Salmonidae
Source: RefSeq, a predicted model, not a curated record
AUGAUCGCUGUUCCUGCAGCUUGUGACUCAUUGGCACACGCUCACAUCCUGACUCAUAUGACCGGAGCCAUCCAUGUGGGAGAYCGUAUCCURGCUAUCAACAGUGUCAGUCUGAAGGGYAAGCCGCUCAGCGAGGCCAUUCACCUACUACAGAUGGCCGGGGAGACRGUCACACUCAAGAUCAAAAAACAGGUCGACGUAGGAGACGAGAAGAAGAAGGAUGGAGAGAUGGAGAAUGAUUUGAGUGACACAGAAGACAUAUCAGACAUGACAGACUCUCAGAAGACCAACAAGCUGUCAGAGAUYUACUCCACCACCAUACCCAGUGUGGACUCUGCCAUGGAGUCCUGGGAUGGAUCCGGCAUCGAYGCCGGCUACGGAAGCCAAGGAACCUAUAUCCACCAGGCAGCAGGCAUUGCCCUGCACCCCCAUGAGUGGAGGAGUGCCAAGCAAAGGAACAGCCCCCCACCCCCGGCCCGCCGUAGUAAGAACUACCCUUUUAGUGAUGGGGGAUUCAGUGAAGACGACUGGGACAAACCGUCAGGAUACACCAGCCAGCCUCAUAGUGACGGCAUCACGCUAGACCACGAGGACAGUUUCUGGUGUCAGGCACUGGAAGACUUGGAGACCUGUGGACAGUCUGAGCUGCUCAGAGAGAUAGAGGCAUCCAUCAUGACGGGCAGUGCCAUCAGUAUUGGGGUGGAUGGUAACAGGUUCCCCAUGCCGUCCUCCCACCCUGGGGACCCUUGUCAGGCCAGCCCCGCGUCAGCCCUCUACGGAGGAGCUCCUCCUGCACCACGAUGCCAAGACCCAACCUGCACCAGGAGGUCCACCUCCACCAGGAAGGCCCAUCUACCCCCGGAGGCCCAGCUCCUGCACCACGAGGCCAGGACUCAGUUGCAUCAUGAGGCCAAGGCAAGAACACACUCCGGUGUCUGAGACAGACCUGGAGUCCCGCAGAAUCAAGGAGGAGAUGCAGGAGAUCCUGUCCCCGACCCCUCUUGAGCUACACAAGGUGACGGUGAUGAAGGAUCCAGAGAGCGAUGACUUCGGCUUCAGCGUAUCCGACAGGGUUCCUAGAGAAAGGUGUUUAUGUCAACAUGAUCCGUCCCGAGGGCCCGGCAGACCGUGCAGGCUGAAA